AUGAAUAAUAUGGAAUUCAACGACCAGGAUUUGGAAGGCGUGGAUCAGUACGGUGAAGGUUAUCCAUACAGUUCUACUCCCAAGACUUAUGAUAGUAUGCAGUUCAAUCCUUCUGGCCCUGUAGACCCUGACUAUAUGGCCGAGGUGGCUAGUCCUCGGGGGGAAUCUCACACACCUUUUGUUGGAUUUUUUAGCUCUAAAUUAUUGAGAUCCGGUUUCACUUUACAGACUGUAACUCUUUCUCUCAUGUUUGUCUUCUACUGGGCCUUUGGAGGCACUGGAAUCUUCGUUUUUGACCUGUAUGCUGCUCCGGAAAGCGUCAAGGUUUCUAAACCCUUUCAUCUCACUGUUUCUACCCUUAUGGCACUUUAUCUUCUAGGCACUCUUUACAUCGCCAUGUUUCAAGUUUUCGUCACAGACAAUUCAAAGUCUGUGAGAGGAUUUAGGGCUGGUUCUAAGAUAUUAUCUGCUGCUGUCACAUUGGACUUGCUCUCUAACAUGUUACGUUUAGUUCAGUAUGUGUAUUCUUAUUUUUUUAUGAGCAUGAAGUGGUGGACUAGAUAUCAGCAAACUAAGGCUGACUGGAUCUUUUUCCAAUUUGGCAGCUUCUCAAACAGUUUUGCCUUGGUGAUGUACGGAGCAGCCUUCUUUUAUCUCGAGGCUUAUCACGAUGAGGGAACUUCAGAGGAGGUUGCCUGGAUCAACUUAACUUUGUUUUCUUUGGCGGGUUUAGCUGAGCUUUUUAUGGUGUUCACUGGUUACGGCGCACUUUUUAGCCUUUUCUUAUUAUUGGCAAAUUUCAGUGGCACCUUUUGGGCCUUUUCUUUCGAACCUCUUUUGGACAAAUGGUCUCCCUCUUUGCACUCCCGGGACGUCAACGCUGAUUUCGUUACUGAUGAUUCCAUGGUUUACGACCCUUAUUCUCAAUACUGUCCCAACCAAAAUGUAAAUGAUCCAAAUUUAAAUUAUGAAAAUCCAAACCAGCCUGGAAUGGAUUAUCACAAUUCAGCCGGGAUGAAUUACCAAAAUGACUCCAAUCCAACCAAUACUGGGUACCAAUACCAAGAGGGCGGAUUCUCUUAUCCCUUUGACCAGAAGGGUUACAAUGAAUUUAAUCCUGUAAAUUUCAACACUUACCAGCAGGGAAACCCUAAUUAUCUCGUUCAAAAUUACGCAUCUUAA
This is a messenger RNA of Theileria annulata, 1182 nucleotides long. RefSeq lists its product as uncharacterized. The record is from RefSeq and is a predicted model, not a curated record. The transcript is spliced from 2 exons. Bases 1 to 1182 code for a protein of 393 amino acids. NCBI's taxonomy places the organism in Eukaryota, Apicomplexa, Aconoidasida, Piroplasmida, Theileriidae.